AUGAACUCAGCAAAAUUGGCAACGACGAUACAACGUUAUCGACAACGGGUCAAGCAAGAGUGGCCACGGCUUAUCGUGGCCUUUGUCUCGCUCUACGGCAUCUAUUUUGCCGCCAACACCAUUCUCACCACCACCGACCAGUUCAAAUUCCUUGGCGCCCUCAACAUCCGUAACAUAACGCUCAACGACUACAGUCAAAACGAUAUUCUCCCGCAAGAUCCGACGCCACACCAUACUACCCUCGCCAGCAACAGCAAGAACGGACACAAUGAACGCAGCAGUAACGGUGGCAUCCGCAAUAACAACCACGCUGUCCCGUCAAGGCCAGGCAAGUCGCUCUUGAACCAAAUCCGGAUUUUGCAGAGCGCGACAAAUCUUGAACUGGACUUUGAGGGCCAGACAGAGGCAGCGGCGAUCUACACGUUGCUUGUGAUAUCGUCAUUGUCGAUUGUGGACAACCUGAUUGGGAUUAUGGUUGCGACGAGACGGUCGUUGAGAUUGACGCAGGUGGCGUUUGCGAUUUGGUGUUUGAGGUUUCUUUUCCGUACACUGUCGUUGAUCUCGGUUGGAUUUAUGCUGGCCGUCAGCGCCGAGUUUCGUCGGAACGAUUUGCCAGGCCUGAUUACGCCUUCUCUUCAACAACAACAACCACUCCAUCCCAAUUCGACGAACAUUGACGGGAGUGGAGGAGGAGGACCAGACUUUGGUGAGAGGGAGCAGUCAACGAUGUACACGAUUACGGCGCUGGAAAUUAUUGUGGCGAUUGUUCACGGAUGGUCGUUGUUGGUGUUGAUUCGGGAUCUCAGAAACCAACCACGUCCCAGAACUGUGCUUGUCAGAGUUUGGGCAUGGUUCUGUGGAACUAGGUUUGGAGACCGACUUGGCUUGAGUCGGUACCAGAACUACAGCCCUUACCUGAAUGUUGUAGGAGGAGGGGUUGGUGGUGGUAGUGGUGGCGUAGGGGCAGGAGGAGAAGGUGGUGUGUGGGAUAGGGAGAUUGCGGCCAGUCUUGGGCUGAACAGCGGUCUGUUGAGCAGCGGAAGCAGCAUACGGAGUGUUGCAGUCUCUGCGCCAGAGAUGGGUGUUGUCCCUGGACGGUCCAGAGCAUCGAGCAUUAAAUUCGUCCUUCCUUCGUUCUUCAAUCUCCCAGUCCCUUACAAACACUCCUCCUCCUCCUCCUCUUCCUCCUUCUCCUCCAAGAUGAAGCCCCAGUUGAACCAGAAGCUUCAAGGCCGAAACCGCGGUCUUAACAACAACAAUACCAACGCUCCUGCCGACCCAAACAAGCCCGCUGUCCCAAGAAUGCUCAGACGCAUGACACGACAAUCGUUCAUGGACGUCGAUCUCCAGUAUCUCCUCCGAUGUGACCCCUCCACCCCGGAUCCCUUUGAAAACUCGUCUCCUAUCCUCUCGGACCCACCAUCCUUGUUCCGCCCACUGCCACCUGUGGCUGCUGCUGCUCAGGCAAUUGCUCAAGGUGCGGCACCGUGGUCUUUCCACGAGGCUGCUCGACUCCAAAAGGAGCAAGAAGACCUUCGAGUUCAAUAUUUGCAAUUCCUGCACCAGCUCCAUCUGGCGAACCCCCAUGGAUUCCUUGCCCACAUGAACACGUUCGCAACCGAGUACCCCCAAGAGUUCCUUCAACUGCAGUCAUACAUCAAAUUCCAGGAACACCAAGCUCAUCAACGUCAAGUCGAGCAGCGACAGAAGGAGGAAUUGGUCCAAUAUCAGAUGGAGCUGGAAAGACGCAACAAGGCUGAACAGGACCUGCGACAAUUUCAAGAAUUUCAAGAGCUUCAACUCCAAAAGGAGGAACAGAAUCGACAGGAGGAGCUGCUGCAGAGUUGGUUGAUCCGCCGCCAGCAGACAAGGGCUAGCUACAAGAAGGAGAUGGACCUGGCGGAUUUGUUCACGCUGGCUUUUCAGAGGGACCGGCAGCUUGUUGGCAAGGUCACCUCGAGCCCGGGAGGGAUUGAUAUGGUGUUGACCCCUCAGCAGCAAUUUGAGUUUGGACAGUUCUUGCAGGCGAACCAGAUGGAAGAGGAAAAGAAGCGCAAGGACGCAUUGUUGUUGGAAAGUUUUGGAUUGCACCAGUCGUCAUCAAGUGCUAGUGGUUUUGGUGGCGGUGUUGGGGGAGGAGGAAGACUGUUUGGCGGAAUGGGUGGCAACGGUGGUUGGGGUGGUGCCAAUAGUAGUCUUGGUGGAGGAGGGUUCUCCAAGACGAAUGAGCCGGUGUCGCUUGGAUCAAACGACGGUCUUCGCCGCAGCGGUCGCAACCAGAACCGCGCCACGCCCCGAUACCGCUAA
Messenger RNA from Linnemannia hyalina, 2307 nucleotides. NCBI's taxonomy places the organism in Eukaryota, Fungi, Mortierellomycota, Mortierellomycetes, Mortierellales, Mortierellaceae. The record is from the annotation of a GenBank genome assembly.